AUAUAUGUCUCCUAGGUGGUGUUCAUAAGACUGACAUGACACCUUUAUAAUCAUGACACGUGUCAUGAACAUGACGGAGAUGAUUUUACUUUUAUGACAGCUGUCAAUAAGUGUCAUGUGAACAAUUGUGUCAUUUUUAAUGCAUAGAUUACAUUGUAUGAAAUGUCUUUGUUAUGACAACUUGACAUAAACCAAUACAUCAUAACUUGUCAUGACAACUUGACAUUACCAAGAAAACAGAACUGACAACUUUUUACGAUACAAAUUGAAUUUCUCAUUAAAAUGUCAUUAAGUGUUAAUACUUUGUCAAUAUCAUUUGGUAUUGAUUUUUUACUUAUGUAAAAUCAAUGUAUGUUUAUAUUUUGUGAAUUAAUCAUGAUGUGGACUUAUUUGGAAGUUGAACGCAUCUGGGCUUAAAUGGUCCAAAUAAGCCCAUGGCAGACGUUUGACUUUAUUCAUAAAAUAUCUUAAUUUUAUAAUAGCCUACACAAGAGAUAAAUCUUGAAUUUAAACCAUUUUUAAAGUUAAAGUAAUGUCUAUGAAAUUUGCCUAAACUUACCCUACUUAAAAUAAAAACAUCUAAAUAUUGAAAAACAUUUUUUUAUCACCAAGCAAUAUAGUAAACGUAUUAGCAGCGUAUAGGUGCCAACACAAACGCAUCAGCAGAGGUGUAUAGGUGUACGAGUUAUUUACAACGGCUUUAAACGCGGCUCAACCAGUCAUAAGGUGCGCUACAGCAUAUAACGACAAAUAAGAUACUGUAGCCUACCCCUAAAGAAUGUCUCAUUAAGCAUACAGUAGUAGACACUUUUAUCCAAAGCGACUUAGUGAGUAGCCUAAAGUAAUGAAGCAAUUUAUAAUAGUCCUUCAUCUUCACCUAUAGAAUUUAGAAAAAUCAGGUUUACGCACACAAUCUAAAGCCUACUGGUAUUUUGUACUAUAGAUAAACAGCAUCACGAUAUUUCCUUUGUGAUUUAAGGACAGCUCUGGAAGCAAUGCAGCAGUCUAAAAAUUCACACAUCCACACCUGUCGCUCCCAAUGAUGUCCCAUUUGUUUAGUGUCUGUUUGAGUUAUAGCCUACCGCUUGACCGCAAUGCUUGAUGCUACUCUCAGUCCCAUUUAACGAGGCAUGUUCGUAUACAUGUGGUCAUUGUUUUGGCUAUUAACAUCUUAGGUUUAGCUUCAGCAGGGUGGUGUCCAUCUAAGCACACUGCCAUGUGAGGAAAGAUUUCCUCAGCCAUUCCAUUGUCUCCGGCUGAUCGAGCUCGAGAGAUGUCCGUGGCGAUAAAGGAGGGACGAAAGUCAAACCCAAAAGGGAAUUGUUCCAAAUGGAUAUGGUGUUUGUUUCCCCAUGUUUUUCUCAUCCUUUCACUGAUCGCUUAUGCAGCUUUGGGAGCGGAAAUCUUUAAACAGAUAGAGAAUGGGAGCUCUUUUAAUAAAUCAGAAGAGAUCCGUAAGGUGCUGGAUAAAGUAGAGGAAACAUUGGGGAAUCGCACUGGGGUUUCAACGCAGCAAAUUGUGAAUAAAAUACAACCCAUUUUAAAAGACCUCAAUGAUUUAAAUCAAACUUGGAACUUCUACGGUUCUCUUUUCUUCUGCUGUACAGUGUUCACUACCAUAGGUUAUGGGCAAAUGUACCCAGUUACCAUUGCUGGGAAGGUGGCAUGUAUCUUUUAUGCGAUGAUCGGCAUCCCUCUCAUGUUGUUGGUCAUUUCGGAUGUAGGUGACAUCUUAGCGGUUCUCCUGUCUAAAGCUUACACACAGCUUAGACAGGUCUUCGGGCAACUGGUGCAAAAACGUUCAUGGAGACUUCACAAGGAUAGUAAAACUCCCUCUUCUCACCAAGGACAAAGUGCUGUUGGUAACUACAAGCAGGAUGCAUUGAUACAUGACACAAUAACCAUUCAGCAAAUAAUACAACCGAAGUCGUCCAUAAAACGGCAUUCCUCACAUCGUUAUACCAACAAAGAGGUCUUUGACUGGAUUAUUGUUAAGGAGGACUUCAAGCUUAAGAGUGCUCUCACAAAAUCUUACUCCUGUCCUGAGCUUGACCGUAUGUCACGUCCACCAAAAGGCUCCAAAUUAUUCACAGAUAUUGGACAGAAGAUGGAUCGCUUCAAUGUUCCUCUGCUAGUUAUCCUGCUAGUAGUUUUUGCGUACAUGCUGAUUUGCAGUCAAAUUCUAUCAUGUUGGGAGGAUAACAUGAACCCCUUUGAUGCAUUUUAUUUUACCUUCAUCACUUUGACCACGAUCGGUUUUGGUGACAUUGUGCCUAAGCAUCCAAAAUACUUCCUUGUAACUUUUUUAUUCAUAAUCAUGGGCAUGGCCGUUCUGAGUAUGGCCUUCAAACUAAGCCAGUCGAGAAUUGUUUGCUGUUAUAGGCGUUUCAUAAAAUGUCUUAGCAUGGGGAAGGUAGGAAUGCACAAAGACCUAGAGACAAAGUAAAAGCAAGAGAGGCUUUGAUUUUUGAGGGUUUGCUAAUAGGACAUUAAACACUACAGGGAAAGCAUGUCUACUUUCAGCACAAGCAAGUUAUGUGUUUUAAAGUCUAUGGGGCGGUUUCCCGGACCAGGAUUAGCUUAAUCCAGGACUAGGCCUUAGUUUAAUUAGGAAAUAUAACUGUUUUAACAAACAUGCCUUACUAAAAACAUUACCUGUGUGCAUUUUGAGGUAGAACAAAGGGCACUGAUGUAUUUUAAGAUAUGUCAGUGCAAGUUGUUUUCAGUUUGGAGAGCUCUUAAAAGUGUUUAAGUCUAGGACUAGUCUAAUCCCUGUCCGGGAAACCGCCCCUAUAUCACUGCCAGUUUGAUUCAGUGGGUUGGAAGUGGAUGGCCCAGCUGCUAAGCUCAUGCCAGGCAGAGGUGGACAAGACCUAUAAACUCAGAAUAAAGCAAUUUUUGAGCCAAAUGUAAAGAUGGCAUGUGCCUUUAUACUUGAUGACUUUCACUUCAGGUCUCGUAUAAUAGGGAAAUGCAUAAGACAUUAUGUGUAAUGAUUAUCAGAAAUUAAUAUAAUUUACUAGAUACUACUAUAACAAGCACUAAGUAUUUAGUAAAUGUAUUUAUUCAUUAAAUGUAUUCAUGCAAGAUGAAUGUUUUACAUAGGGUUCUCAUGCAUUGCAUUUGGGGGAAAAUUGUCAUUUUGUAUUUUCAAGCAUUAUGUAUGAAUUCUGACAUUAAUAUGUCUUAUAUUUUUUUUAAUAUUUUUGUUUCCAUUCAAUGUAAACAACGAAUGAAAUGUGAAGUUAAUGUAUUGCUGCAAUCUAUUUACCUUUAUCUAUUGUUGCUGUAAUAUAGAAAGGCAUAUAUGCAUUAUUACAAACAUUAGCUUCUGAAUGAAAGUUUUAGUACCUGCAAUGCACUGUUUGUGAAGUUUAACAUUAUCAAAAUGUUAGGCACUUUGAAACACGAGUGAAUAAAUUCAUUAUUCUGUCCAA
Messenger RNA from Misgurnus anguillicaudatus (oriental weatherfish), 3437 nucleotides. RefSeq names its product potassium channel, subfamily K, member 18 (gene kcnk18). Gene Ontology annotation, biological process: potassium ion transmembrane transport; stabilization of membrane potential. Gene Ontology annotation, molecular function: outward rectifier potassium channel activity; potassium ion leak channel activity. The record is from RefSeq and is a predicted model, not a curated record. NCBI's taxonomy places the organism in Eukaryota, Metazoa, Chordata, Actinopteri, Cypriniformes, Cobitidae. Gene Ontology annotation, cellular component: plasma membrane.